Messenger RNA from Nymphaea colorata (pocket water lily), 2177 nucleotides. RefSeq lists its product as uncharacterized. The transcript has 2 exons. The record is from RefSeq and is a predicted model, not a curated record. NCBI's taxonomy places the organism in Eukaryota, Viridiplantae, Streptophyta, Magnoliopsida, Nymphaeales, Nymphaeaceae. Bases 218 to 706 code for a protein of 162 amino acids.
UUAUGGAAGAAGUUUAUAUGGAAGUUCAGUUCUUCAAGGAAAGGUUCUUAAACUUAAGAAGGCUCUUUAUGGCCUCAAACAAGCUCCUAAAGCUUGGUUUGACCAUUUUUACUUUGUUAUUUCUGAUUAUGGAUUUGAUUCAUGUUUAACUAACACUCCCCUGUUUGUUAAGUAUACUAAUGCAGGUAUCAUAAUCCUUCUACUGUAUGUUGACGAUAUGAUCAUUACAGGUAGUGAUGAGAAAGGUAUUAGAGAAUGUAAUAAAUUGUUACAAAAAACUUUUGAAAUGAAAGAUUUAGGUUUUCUAACAUAUUUCUUGGGUAUUGAGGUUGCAUAUUCCACUAGAAGAUAUUUUUUGUCACAAACUAAGUUUGUUGCAGAGAUCAUUGUUAAAUCAGGCAUAACAGAUGAUAAGGUCACAGAAACUCCUGAAGCAGUAGGAAAAAAAAUGAAGAUUGAUGAUGGAGUUCCAAUUACCAAUUUCACUCCUUACCGACAGCUUGUGGGUUCCUUAAUGUAUCUUAGCAUCACUCGGCCUGACAUUGCUCAUGCAGUUCAUACUGGGAAUCAUUCAUCUCAUGGAAGUACAAGAAACAACAGAAAGUCUCUCUAUCCUCUACUGAAGCUGAAUAUCGAGUCAUGGCUUCUACAACUAUGGAAAUUGUCUGGCUUCGUCAAAUGCUUCUUGAUAUGGGAACAAGAAUAGAAGAACCCACUGAUUUGUGCUGCGACAACAAGAGUUAUAUCUACAUUGCCAAGAAUCAAACAUUUCAUGAACGAACAAAGCAUAUAGAGAUGGAUUGUCACUAUGUUCGUGAAGAAUUUUUGAAGAAGACCAUCAAACUUCCAUAUGUCUCCUCUGAGUUCCAGCUGGCUGAUUUCUUCACGAAGCCUCUAUGUUCUCCCAGAUUCAACUUUCUUUUAGAUAAACUUUCGGUAUUAGCACCGUAAGUUUAAGCGGGGACGUUAGGAAAUAAGAUAUCCUGUUGAUAUCAUAGUUAGGUUAGGUUCUACAUUUUUUACAUUUUAUUUUUCUUUGUAUGUAUUUUAUUCAAGAAAUGAGAUACUAAGCUCAUAAGAAAUGGUUGCACCCUUUUCUAAAAAAAUUAAAUCAUGAAAGGAUAAAAACUUAAAAUUUGAAAAAAAGAAAGAAAUGCUAUGGUACAGACUAAGAAUGAGGAAGAUACACAAUGAUCAACGAAGCAACUGUAAAAAAAAGUCUAAAGUUGAGUAAAAAUAGUAAAUUUAGAGCUAAAGUUGAGUAAGACACAAUAACUUCAGCAAAAAAAGUAAGAUGAAGAAGGAAACAAAAAGUCAAGCCAGAAGCAAGGGGAAAAUGGAGGAUCCAUACCGCUUGGAGUACAUAAAAGCGAUUCCUUUUUCUAUGAGGAAGUUUAGGUGGCUUGUCACAUCUGCAAGAACAAGAAACAUCGGGAUCGAUUUCAGGAAGGCGGGAAGAAACGAAAGCAACAAAAACAAAAGAGAAAAACACGAAAACGAACAGCGAAUAGGAAGGACGAUGGAAGGCUCUCGGAGAAUCUCACCUCUGAGGUACAACCCCUCGACGGAAUACAAAGGAACCUCCAUGAAAUGCAGAUGCUCGAGCUGACCAUUCCUGCAGAGGUAGUAAAGCACUAGAACCCUGCGCUCUUGCCUAGACGCCCUCUUCUCCGUCCAGACCAAUGUUGUACGUAUCGUACGAUACGACCCCAUAUCGUACGAUACAUAUCGUCUCGCUUGAAAAAAAAACGGUACGAUACACCCCCCGUAUCGUAAAAAGGGGGUGUAACGGCCAUGUAUCGCAUGUAUCGUACGAUACAGGGCGAUACACCCCGUAUCAUACGAUACGGGCUAAAAACGCAAAAGGGGGCCCGAGACCUACUUAUUCGGCUUCUUUUUGAAAAUUUUCUUCUGUUCUUCAUUUCUAACGCUUGGAUAGUGUCGUGAGGGAGGGCGAUCGUUCAUUUUCACCAUGAAAAACUUGAUUUUCAUCGUCAAAUCGAAGAUUAAGUGGUCGAUUUGUGCAUGGGUGCUUGAUUUUCGUGGGAAGGAAAAGAGUUUUCUUCAUUUCAGACAUUUCUUCUUCGUAAGGUAUGAAAUCUCAUGUUCUUACCAUGUAUUCUUAAUUUUUUACCGUAUAAUCGUAGAUUGGAAGACUUUGUGUGUUUUUCAUUAAG